GGAUUUUAAAAAAAAUCGCGCGAAUUUUCAGGGAGAGUUGAGCACGCUGAGAGCCGUACAAGGUGUUCCCUGUUUUAAGUUCUUUAAUUUGAGAGAUAAAAAACAUGGCUAACCAGAAUGAUGAAACCCGCCUGCCUCCUGCUUUACACAAUGCUUUAAAGGACCAGAAGCUGCAUUCGAUUCAUUCAUUUUUGUUGAGAUUGAAUAACAACAGUUGCUCCAAUAUUACCUGCAAUAAAGCUGGAACUGUAGAGGAAUCGCUGAAGAUAAGUGCACUGUUUAAAAAAACGACUGAGAAGAACAAAGGCAAAGAGCUUGUUAUAUUAAGGGAAGGAAAGGCCAUCAGUCCAAACUUUCCUUGCAUUUUAAUUAAACCACAAGAUGAUCUUACUGUGAAGUAUGUGAAAGCUGUAGAGCAGCCAAGGAAACUGGUUGGUGCCUACACUUCUUUCUGCCGGAACAAAAGGCCUUCUGAGCUUGUGAUUUUCCAUGUGUUGACAAAGGGAGGUAAAAGUAUUAUGAAAAUCCUGAAAAAUCCAGCUCUGAGAGCAAUACAUGAAAUUACUAUUUAUGCAUACAAAGGAGAGACUGUGAAGCGUGCUCUAAAAAGAGAUGGGCGUCUCCUCAGCACCAUAUUCAAGAAGAAUAUUGUGCUCUCUAACAAAAGCACUUCAGUAAAAACAGAGCUCUCUAACAUUGUUGAUGAGCUCAAUGAUGAAACAUUCCAGAUUAUUUUGCUAGACAGGUCAAGUCCACCAGAGAGUCUGCCUGGUAGUCUUGAUGAAGCAUAUCUGGUGCCAAAUGAAAUCCAGGGUCAGUCAGAGAAUGACAACACAAUGAAACAGGAUUCGGAGGGUAAUGAGAAAAUAACGGCAGGUAAUUUGCCUGUUGAAAUACCCAAUUCCAAAAGGAUGCAGAAUCAGUUAUGUUACCAGUUUACAGAAUCGUUGAAUGACAUAAAAACUCAUAUCCCUAAGCUAUCUCAUAUCCAGAACCUUUUCCGUGUGGAUUUUGGACAGAGUGCUCAGAUGUGCAUUGAGGUGGACACCAUGAAGAAGCUGAUGGGUCACAGUGAUUCUGUCUGUCAGGUGAGAAUAAACAGCAAGCCAAGUGGAAGUGGGUUCCUCUUGUUUGGCAGCUUUGUCCUCACUAAUGGCCAUGUCAUUCAAAAUAUUUACAAUGAGACCAGGGGCCAGCUCAAUGAGAGGGUCUCUGUACACUUCUCUUAUGAAAGAGUGGAGCAGACUGAGCCAGGACUAGAUGUGGUGGAGCUUGUUUGCUUUGAGUGCAUCCCUGAUGUGCCUGGUGGAGACUGGGCUUUGUUAAAGCUCAGUGAUAACCAGAUGAUCCCUAAAGCGCUGUUAAAGCACUUUGGCUUUCUUCCCAAAGAUGGUGGCAUUUCCAUUAUUGGGCAUCCAGAUGGAGGUGUGAAAAAAACAGAUCGAUGUCUGAUUGUUCCCUCGCAAAAUCGCAUUAAGGUGGCAGAAAGACACUAUUUGGAAAAUAAGGACUUCGUUCAGUUGGUUACUAGCGGUUUCUUUGAGGGCGUUGCAGAAUCUAUUUACCCAAAAAAGUUUCUUACAUACGAAUCUUGUUUUUAUCAUUGCUCCUCUGGUUCUCCUGUUUUUGAUAAGCAAUCCAAUGUUGUGGCUAUGCAUUCAGGAGGCUACAUCUACCGUUCUGCGAGCGGAGAAACCCAGAGUGUGAUAGAGUUUGCUCAUCCUUUGUCAGCCAUUAUGGUGCGCCUCAUACUCCAGGUGGUAGUGAGAGGAAAGCAUGAUGUGUUAAAGGAAUACUUGGCUUGCAGUUACGCUCAGCAUGAAAUCGUUAUGGAGGGCGUAAAGAAUCUGGUGAAAAAAGGAAAUGUUGAUUUUAGAAAUGCAGUCAACAAUUUGUGUACUGCUGCUGUUUCAAAGGAUGUAAGACUAAACAAAUUCCUGACGUUCUUCUGUCAAACAGACGAGCCCAUACCGAUGGAUAUUUCUUGAACAUAAUUGUAGUAGAUUUAUUGCUGACAGAAAUAUCACAGUUCAGGAUCGUCACGGUUUUAUUUAGGGACGAUUUUUUUCUCUUUAUUAUUAAACAACUUUAAAAAAAUGCAUAUAUGCUUUUUGCAGAUAUCACAUAUUGUCUGAAUUUCAUUUUCCUGAUGUUCAUCCCUAUAAUCUAAAAUGUAUUUGAACAGAAAGUGAGAAUGGAAUAAAAAUGCAUGUUGGACUGCAUGUUUUUCCACCUUAUAGCACUUUUAAUAUAAUGUCUAAUGUGGGUCCUUAAUGGGUGGUUAAAAAAAAACUAAAUUAAAUGAAAUUGCACCUAUUCAAGAUUUGUUGUAUUUGUAGAAAAUAUCACAAUGGUAAAAAGUAGUGAAAGGAUGACAUUCUUGGACUUAGAGGAUAACUGUUUUGUAAAAUACUUACCUCAACAUGUCCUUGCAAUGGUUUUUUUUUUAAUUAUCAAAAAAAAAGUGGUUUCCCUCACCCUGCUGGAGAUAUUUGCCUGAGCAUAAUGCUGCCACCACCAUGUUUGACUGUUUGGAUGGUCUGUUCAAGGAUGGCAUGUCUUGUGGCAAACGUAAAACAGGAUUUCUUAAGGCUUUAUUACAUUAUUCUUAUUUCUUUUGAGUAUAUCAAUGUUAAAAAAUGUCUAGUAAUCUGAUGAUUGUAUUUCUUUAGAUAUUGCUGACUUCUGAUGUGUCUGCAUUCACAUUUCUUUAUAACUGCUUGUUUAGAAUGAUCAAUAACGCCAUCCUAUUUUGAUCAUUUUUCUUUUUUCUGUGUUUGACUUUAUUUUGGAAAGUGAGUCUGAGCAUUUAUGUACAUUUGUUUGCAUAAUAUGCAACUAUUUUAUGUGAUUUAACGAUUUUCCUUUUAAAUAUUUUGAUGUAACGGUUUGUAGGGCAUUUUGAAUAGGUAAAUAAUAUAAUGUAGUGUAGAUGAAUUAAUGUUUGGUGUAGGUUUAGUAGUAUUUGCAUAUUACUCAAGUUAUAUUUAGAUUUAGUUUCUUUCUGGUGUGUUUUUCAUCAUCAUAAAUGGAAUAAUAAUUUGUGACUGUAAAAUUCUCAGUUGAACUUAUACGAAAUAUAGAGGUGCUUUGUAAAACUGUGCCUUAUAUGCUUUGAACUUUUCCAAAUGUUGUCAUGUUACAACCUUCAAUGUAUUUUAUUGCAGCUUUAUAUGUUGGCACAUAACUGAAACUGAAGAAAAAUAAAUGGUUUUCAAAUUUAAAAAUAAAAAUGUCAAAAGUGUA
This is a messenger RNA of Girardinichthys multiradiatus, 3246 nucleotides long. Its product is annotated as serine protease FAM111A-like. The transcript is spliced from 3 exons. Lineage: Eukaryota; Metazoa; Chordata; Actinopteri; Cyprinodontiformes; Goodeidae. The coding region runs from base 105 to 1988 and encodes 627 amino acids. The record is from RefSeq and is a predicted model, not a curated record.